AGUAGCUUGUCUUAGGAAACAUCAGUCAACAUGUUGAAGAUCGUCGCAUUAGUAGCCUGUCUGGCCGUUGUCGUUUCGGCCGAAUACUAUUUGGCAGAACAUGCUGAACACAAGGAAUAUUACGCCCAUCCCAAGUACAAGUACCAAUAUGGUGUGCACGAUCCUCACACUGGGGACCACAAGAGUCAGUGGGAACAGCGCGACGGAGAUAUAGUCGUCGGAUCGUACACCGUAGAUGAAGCCGAUGGAACGCACCGUGUUGUGACAUACAAUUCGGACGAUCACAACGGAUUCCAGGCUCACGUUCAGCGAGUAGGACAUGCCCAUCACCCGCACGGAGAAAGUUACGCCAACAUCGACCAGCAUCACUAGGAAAGAUUGAAACCGACGGUGUAGUGGUGUUUAGAUUCUUUUCACAAGUCAGUUGUUAUUUAGUUGUGUAAACUCCGAAUGCCAAAACAAUAAA
This is a messenger RNA of Topomyia yanbarensis, 466 nucleotides long. Its product is annotated as cuticle protein 19-like. Gene Ontology annotation, cellular component: extracellular matrix. The record is from RefSeq and is a predicted model, not a curated record. Lineage: Eukaryota; Metazoa; Arthropoda; Insecta; Diptera; Culicidae. Bases 31 to 372 code for a protein of 113 amino acids. The transcript is spliced from 2 exons.